GGCGAGCUGCCCCAAGCCUUUCUGGGGAAGAUCUCCAGGCGGGCGGGAGCAACAGCCGCGAACAUUAGGUGCUGUGGACAGGCGCUGGGACCGGGAUCUGCGGCCAGCCCCGCAUCCUCCUGCAUCCUUGAGCACCGUCCCGCACCCUCCGCACCCUUCCCCAGGCCAACGCGCUUCCUAUGUGACCCGCCCCGGCUACACCGAGUCCACUCGCGCAGCGCUGCGGUGAUUUUUCCCCCCAAACUGCAAUAAGCCGCCUUUCAAGGACAAGAUGUUGAUCAAUAUAAAGAGCAUCUUAUGGAUGUGCUCUACCUUAAUAGCAACCCAUGUACUGCAUAAAGUCAAAGCGGAAAAAAGCCCACCUAUUAAGGGCUCCCUCUCUGGAAAAGUCAACCUGCCUUGUCAUUUUUCAACCAUGCCCACGUUACCACCCACUUACAACACCUCCAGCGAAUUUCUCAGAAUCAAAUGGUCUAAGAUUGAAUUGGACAAAAGUGGAAAAGAUUUGAAGGAGACGACUGUUCUUGUAGCCCAAAAUGGGAAUAUCAAGAUUGGUCAGGGCUAUAAGGGGAGAGUGUCUGUGCCUACACAUUCCGAGGUUGUGGGAGAUGCCUCACUCACCUUGGUCAAACUGCGUGCGAGCGAUGCGGGCCUCUACCGGUGUGAUGUUAUGUAUGGGAUUGAAGACACACAAGACACAGUAUCAUUGGUGGUGGAUGGGGUUGUGUUUCACUACAGAGCGGCGACCAGCAGGUAUACUCUGAACUUUGAGACUGCACAGAAGGCUUGUGUGGAUAUUGGGGCAGUCAUAGCAACCCCAGAGCAGCUCCAUGCCGCCUAUGAAGAUGGAUUUGAACAGUGUGACGCAGGCUGGCUGGCUGAUCAGACUGUCAGGUAUCCUAUCCGGGCUCCCCGGGAAGGCUGUUAUGGGGAUAUGAUGGGGAAGGAAGGAGUCAGGACCUACGGAUUCCGUUCGCCUCAUGAAACUUAUGACGUGUACUGCUACGUGGACCAUCUGGAUGGUGAUGUUUUCCACAUCACUGCUCCCAAUAAAUUUACCUUUGAGGAGGCUGAAGAAGAGUGUGAAAACCAGGACGCCCGGCUGGCGACAGUGGGGGAACUCCAAGCGGCUUGGAGGAAUGGCUUUGACCAGUGCGAUUAUGGGUGGCUGUCCGACGCCAGCGUUCGCCACCCUGUGACUGUGGCCAGGGCCCAGUGUGGAGGUGGUUUACUUGGGGUGAGAACCCUGUAUCGUUUUGAGAACCAGACAGGCUUCCCUUCCCCUGAUAGCAGAUUUGAUGCCUACUGCUUUAAACCUAAACAGAAUAUAUCAGAGGCUACAACCAUCGAACUGAAUAUCCUUGCAGAAACUGCAUCAUCCAGUUUUUCUGAAGAACUACAAAUGGUACCUGACAGAACCACACCAAUCAUCCCUUUAAUCACCGACUUACCUAUCAUUACAACAAAAUUCCCUCCUGUGGGAAACAUAGUCAGUUUUGAACAGAAAACCACAGUUCAGUCUCAAGCUGUCACACACAGAGUAACCACUGAGUCAUCCACACCUGCUGGGAGUACCAGGAAGCUUUGGGAUAUGGACUACUACUCACCUUCUGCUUCAGGACCACUUGGGAAGCCAGACAUACCUGAAAUUUGGGAAGAAGCACCCCAAAGUACGACCGUCAUCCCCCAUCCUGUUACUGAUUCAUGGGAUGGUGUCAGGGAAGACAUACAAACGGAAGAAUCAGUUACUCAAAUUGAACAAAUAGAAGUUGGUCCCUUGGCAACAUCUAUGGAAAUCUCAAAGCACAUUCCUUCCAAGGAAUUAUCUGUAACUGAAACACCAUUUGCAUCUACAACAAUGACCCUGGAAUCCAAAACUGAAAAGAAAACAGGAAGCGCUAUUUCUGAAUCUGUGACCACAAGCCACUAUGGAUUCACCGUGGGAGAAGGUGACAGGGAAGACAGAACAUUUACAGUUAGAUCUGGUCAGAGCACCUUGGUCUUUAGCCAAAUACCUGAAAUUGUUACAGUGUCAAAGACAUCAGAAGACACCACCUCCACUCAACCAGAGGACAGGGAGUCAGUGUUAGCCUCAACAAUUAUUUCACCUAUAACUAUGCCUGACAGUGAUGAAUCAUCCACAGACAACUGGGAAGAGAAACAAACCAAUGGAAGGAUAACUGAAGAUUUUUUGGACCAGUAUGUGUCUACCACACCUUUCCCAUCAUACCCUCAAAGAGAAGUAGGAUUGUUUCCUUAUUCUGGUGAUAAAAGAUUAGUCGAGGGAAUAUCCACAAUUAUUUACCCCUCUCCACAAACAGAAAUGGCAAAAGGAAGAGAAAAAACAGGAACACUGAGUCCAGAGUUGAGAACAGAUACUUACACUGAUGAUGAGAUACAGGGAAAGAUCACCAAAGAUCCAUUUAUAGGAAAAAUAGAGGAAGAAGACUUCUCUGGAAUGAAGUUCUCGACAGCUUCCUCAGAGCAAAUUCAUCUAACAGAGUAUUCAGUGGAAAUGACCAAAUCUUUUGAUUCUCCAGCACUGACAACAACAAAGCCAAGUGUAGUGCCCACAGAAGCAAGAGAUGUGGAGGAAGACUUUAUGACAACACCGGUUGAAAUAGAAACAGAUGGCUAUCAAGAUAUUACAAAGUAUGAUGAGGGUAUUACAACAGUGCAUUUGAGCCCCAGUACUUUAAAUGUGGAGGUGGUCACUGUGUCAAAAUGGGCAUGGGAUGAGGAUAAUACAACAUCGAAGCCUUUAGAAUCCACAGAACAUGCAGGUCUUCCAGAAUUGCCCCCUGCCUUACUCACCACUACACAAGUGAGUGGAAAGGAUAUAGAAAUCCCAAGGUUCACUGAAGAUGGAGGAGAUGAAUUUACUCUUGUCACAGAUAGUACUCAAAAGCCAUUAGAGGAGUUUACUGAGGAAGAUACAACUGACCAUCCGAAAUUCACAGUCAGAUUUCAGCCAACUCUGUUAAUUGGUAUUGCAGAAAAGCCAACUUUGAGAGAUGCUUUCAUUGAAGAAAGAGUUCCACCUGCCACAAGCACGGAAGGCCAAGUUGUUUAUGAAACUACAGAGGGAAGUGCUUUGGAUGAAGGAGAAGAUAGGGAUGUCUCUAAGCCAGUAUCUACUGUCCCCCAACUUGCACACACUUCAGAAGUGGAAGGAUUGGCAUUUGUUAAUUAUAGUGUCACCCAAGAAUCUACUACCUAUGUAGACACUUCCCAUACCAUUCCUCUUUCUGUAAUUCCCAAGACAGAAUGGGGAGUAUUGGUACCCUCUGUUCCCUCAGAAGGUGAAGUUCUGGGUGUACCCUCUCGAGACAUACAUGUCAUUGAUCAGACUCAUCUUGAAGCAACUCUUUCUCCUGAGAGUCUAAGAACAACAACAGAAAUUACAGACAGAACAACUCAAGAAGAAUUCGCUUGGGAAGAACAGACUACAGAGGAACCAGUUCCUACUCUCAGUUCUGCAGUUGACACAGCCAAGGAGGCAGCAACACCUUUAGAUGAACAAGAGAGUGAUGGGUCAGCAUACACAAUCUCUGAUGACAGAUUGGUGACGGGUUCUGAGAGAGUCCCAGUUUUAGAAACCACUGAAACUGGAAAAAUUGAGCAUAGUGUGUCUUAUCCACCUGGUGCUGUCACUGAGCACAAAGCAGAAACCGAUGAAGCAGUAACACUAACACCAAGCAUAGAGCCAAAAGUGUCUUUAAGUCCAGAGCCUGAACAAAAGUAUGAAACAAAAAGUACUAGUCCUGGGGGAUUUGUAUCAACUUUUGGCACCCAUGUCACCCAGCUUAUUGAAGAAACCACUACUGAGAAAAGAGAGAAAACAUCCCUAGAUUAUAUUGAUUUAGGCUCAGGAUUAUUUGAAAAGCCCAAAGCCACAGAACUGCCAGAAUUUUCAACAAUUACAGCCACAGUUCUCAGUGAUGUCACGGCCACCUUCAGUUCAGUAGAUAGACUCCACACAACUUCAUCCAAGCCAUCUCCCGCACCCACUGAGAAACCGCCUCUCAUUGACAGGGAACCCGGAGAAGAAACAACCAGAGACAUGGUAAUCAUAGGAGAAUCAACAUCUCGUGUUCCUCCCACUACGCUUGAGGAUGUUGUACUGAGGGAAACAGAAACUGAUAUUGAUAGAGAGUAUUUCACAACUUCAAGUACUCCGUCUGCUACACAGCCAACAAGACCACCCACUGUGGAAGGCAAAGAGGCCUUCAGACCUCAGACACUUUCCACUCCAGAACCCCCAGCAGGGACAAAAUUCCACCCUGACAUAAAUAUUUAUAUUAUUGAGGUCAGAGAAAACAAGACAGGUCGAAUGAGUGAUUUGAGUGUAAUUGGUCAUCCAAUAGAUUCAGAAUCUAAAGAAGAUGAACCUUGUAGUGAAGAAACAGACCCAGAGCACAAUCUAAGUGCUGAACUUUUACCUGAGAUAAUUGAAAUAGAUCUGUACCACAGUGAAGAAGAUGAAGAGGAAGAUGAAGAAUGUACAAACGUUACUGACGUCACGACAACCCCGUCAGUGCAGUACAUAAAUGGGAAACAGCUCGUCACCACUGUCCCCAAGGACCCAGAAACAGCAGAAGCUAGGCGUGGCCAGUUUGAGAGUGUUGCACCUUCUCAAAAUUUUUCAGACAGCAGUGAAAGGGAAACGCAUCAGUUUGUGAUAGCCGAAACUGGACAGUCUACUGCUGUGCAACCCAAUGAAUCAAAAGAGACAACUGAGUCGCUUGAACUUACAUGGAAACCUGAGACUUACCCUGAAACACCAGAACAUUUUUCAAGUGGUGAGCCUGAUGUUUUUCCUACAGUCCCAUUGCAUGAAGGAGAAACCACAGAGGGGCCAGAAUCAGUUACAGAGAGAGGGCCUGAAUUUGAUAAUCUGGUCGAUGAACACAUAGAACCUGUACCCCUUUUUUCUGAAGAAUCUUCAGGAGAUGCUGCCAUUGACCAAGAAUCUCAAAAAUUAGUCUUCUUGAGGGCUACCGAAGUAACAUUUGGCAAAGAGGCAGAAAAAAGCACUUCUGUCACAUAUACUCCAAGUACAGUUCCAAGUUCUGUGUCAGCAGAUGUUUCAGAGGGAAUAUCAGUUACCUUCUCAGGAAACGCCCUCCCCGAUGACCCACUGUCCACUGUAGAAAGCUGGGCGGAAAUAACCCCUGGGGAAAGUGCAGAGCUCUCGGGCAGCCCUUCAAUUCCAAUUCCAGAAGGCUCUGGAGAAGCAGAAGAAGAUAAAGAUAAAAUGUUCAUCAUAACAACUGAUUUGUCACGGAGCAAUACUACAGACACACUCGUUACCUUAGACGCUGGGAAGAUCAUGAUCACGGAAAGUGUUUUUGAUGUUCCUGCAACCACCUUUGAUUCGGUCUCUCAACAACUGUCUGCAGAAGUGGUGCCUACAAAAUUUACAGGGGAAACAGACACUUCUGAGUGGGUUUUCAGUACAUCUCUUGGAGGAAAGAAGGGAAAAGACGAGGAGGUUGGAUCUACAGUCACAGCUGCUACAGUUCAGGUACAUUCAUCUACACAGAGAUCAGAUCAAUUGAUUUUACCCUCUGAAUUAGAAAGCUCAAAUGAAGCUACAUCUAGUGGUUCAGCAUCUACAGCCAGGAGCAGUUUUAUGUCCUCGACAAAACCCACACAGUCUGAAAAAGAAAUGGCAAGGUCUACUCUUGUCUUUACAGAAACAAAUGUUUUAGACAGUCUGGGGGAACAGACUGCUAAGCCCAGCAGUAGCAGUCACCGUUCGGUUCAAGAAGGGCCGUCCACUGUCCCCGAUAGCCCCAACUCUCUCUCUGUGGAACUGGGCUCUGGAGAAGCUGCUGCCGACCCAGAAACCACCACUGUUUCUUCAUUUUCAUUAAAUUUUGAGUCUGAAAUUCAAACCAAAAAGGAAGCAGCUAGCACUUUGUCUCCCCAUGUGGAAACUAUACUCCCUUCUGAGCCAACAGAAUUAGUUUUGACUACUGUAAUGGACAGAGAGGCUGCUGAAAUUACCAGCCAGACAUCCAAAGAAAAUUUGAUUUCAGAGAUCUCAAGAGAACAACAUCAUGAGGCAGAGAUAAAGGGCUUUUCUCCAGAUUUUCCUUUGGAAGAAGAUUUCAGUGGUGACUUGAGAGAAUAUUCAACGGUAACUUAUCCCAUAGCAAAAGAAGAAAGAGUAAUGAUGGAAGGCUCUGGGGAUGCAGUAUUGAAGGAUACCCAGAUUUCGUCAUCGUCUGUAAUACCUACUUCAGAUCACAACAGCUACAGAGCCAACCCAGAAGGACCCAGUAGCACCGUGGUCAGCACUGCUGACUUCCCUUGGGAAGAGUUCACAGCCUCAGCUGAGGGCUCGGGUGAGCAAUUGGUCUCAGUAAGCAGCUCCAUGGACCAAGUGUUUCCCAGUGCUGUGGGAAAUGUUUCUAAUACAGAUUCUCCAUUUAUUGGCCAACGAUUGGGAGAAGAAGGCACUAUUAAUGAAGCUGAUACAAGAUCCACCAUUUUACCAACAUCAGAAAUUGAAGGUACUGAAGCUGCAACAGAAAAGGGGAGAGUGAAAGCCGGUGUCACAGUUUCAGCCAACUUUCCCCAGACUAUGGCACCAGCCAAAUUAUGGUCCACACAAGAAAUCAACCCUGUGAGACAAGGAACUGAAAGUGAGACAGCAUCAGAGGAAAAGAUGCAAGAGCAAAAAUCUUCUGAAUCCCCACAAAGCUCUGUUGCACCAGAACAAACAGUUUUUUAUUCACAAACAUUUACUGAACCCGAACUCCAAGCCACAGAUUACUCUAUGCUAACAACAAAGAAAACGUACGGUUCUGAUGAGGAAAUGGAGGAGGAAGGCAUUUCCUUAGCUGAUGUAUCUACUCCAAAUCCAGAGGCAAAGGGCUUGGCAUCUUAUACUGCUGUCCCCGAAGUUACUGAAAACUCCCAUUUUUUCUUAGCUACUACCUCAGUGACUGAAUCUGUAGCCACUGAAAGUGUACUCACAGAUUCCCCAAUCAAAAAGGAGGAAAAUGUAAAACCUUUCCCCAAAGUCAUGAGACCAAUAAUUAAAGAGUCUGAUACUGAUAUUUUAUUCUCUGGACUGGGAUCAGGAGAAGAAGUUUUGGCUACUGCAGUAUCAGUGAAUUUCACUGAAACGGAACCAGUCAUUAGCACAUUAUAUCCUCAGGUUUCUCAAAUGGAGAAUUUAGAAACCAGCCUCAUAAGUGAUACAAAUGAAGAUAAUAAGGGGAUGGAAUAUGUAGCAAAGGAAGUUAGACCACUCAUUUCCAAGACAGACAACCUCUCUGAAAAUAGUGAGACAGCGUCUAGCAUGACUUUACUAGAAAUUUUAAGUGUCACCAGAACUGAGGGACCCUCUAUGGCACCUCUCACUUUCUCCACAGAUACUGAACAUCCUCAGAGUCAGACUCACAGUUGGGCAGAAGAAAUCCAGACCAGUAGACCACAACCAAUGACUGAACAAGUCUCUAAUGAGAAUUCUUCAAUAGCAGAAACAAAAGACAUGGCAACCCCUCCCUCUGAUUUUCUGGCUAGAACUUACAGUCUUGAAAUGGCCAAAGGAUUUGUUACAUCAGCACCAAAACCAUCUGAUUUGCUUUAUGAACAUUCUGGAGAGGGAUCUGGGGAACUGGAUAUGGUUGAUUUAGUCCACACUUUUGGAACUACUCAGUCAACCAGGCAAGGAAGCACUGCAUUUGUUUCUGAUAGAUCCCUGGAAAAACAUCCUGAGGUUCCAAGCACUAAAGCUGUUACUGUUAAUGGAUUCCCAACAGUUUCAAUGUUGCUGCCUCUUCAUUUAGAGCCCAAUGAAAGCUCCCCUGAUCCAACUAGCACAGUGUCAAGUACAGUGUCACAUGAGAAGUCCACAGAAGGUGCUGCAGAUAGUUUCCAAGACCAUUUCAGAGAAUUUGAGGAUUCUACCAUAAAACCUAACAGAAGAAAAGCCACUGAAAACAUUAUUAUAGAUCUGGAUAAAGAGGACAAGGAUUUAUUACUGACAAUUACAGAAAGUACCAUCCUUGGAAUUCUCCAUGAGCUGACGUCAGAUAAAAAUACUAUCAUAGAUAUAGAUCACACUAAACCUGUAUAUGAAGACAUCCUUGGAAUGCAAACAGACAUAGAUCCAGAGGCACUAUCAGGACCACACGGCAGUAGUGAAGAAAGCGUUCAAGUUCAAGAGAAGUAUGAGGCAGCUCAUAACCUUUCUUUAACUGAUCAAAACUUUGAGGGCUCUGGUGAUAUUCUUCUGGCUAACUACACUCAGAAAACACAUAAUGAAUCAAUGACUUCUGAAGACAGAAGCCACUUAGAUCACAUGGCCUCUCUCUUCACAACUGGGAUCCCUGUUCCUAGCAUAGAAACGGAAUUAGAUAUUUUGCUUCCCACAGCAACAUCUCUGCCUCUUCCUAGUACAUCUGCCACAGCUAAUCCAGAGAUUGAAGAACCAAAAAUUGAAGCAAAAGCCCUAGAUGAUAUCUUUGAAUCAAGUACUUUGUCUGAUGGUCAAGCUAUUGCAGACCAAAGUGAAGUAAUAUCCACAUUGAGCCAUUUGGAGACACAGGAUGAGUAUGAAAAAAAGAAAUACGUAGGUCCUUCUUUUCAGCCAGAAUUCUCAUCGGGAGCUGAGGAGGCACUGAUAGAUCCUACACCCUAUGUAAGUAUCGGUACUAUCCACCUCAUGGCUCAGAGUUUCACCGAGGCAUCUAAUGUGAUGGAAGGAUCCAAUCCCUCAGAUUACACUGAUACAUCAUCAGCACUUACAGCUUUUGCAAAGUUGUCUUCUCAGACACCUUCAUCUCCACUCACUGUCUACGUAGGCAGUGGAGCCUCUGAAAAUGCAGAGGGCCCCCAGGCAAGUGCACUUCCAGGUACAGAUGCCAACACAUCUUCCAUGUCUCCAGGAAGACUUGCAGAUACUGAAGUGACUUUCACAUCAUCAAAUGAAGAGUUCUUUCACAUGACCGAUCCUCCAUCCUUAUCUUCUGACACUGGACUAGAACCUUCAGAAGAUGGAGCGAAUCAUAAAUUUUUAGAACAAACGGAAGCUUCUCCCACAGAACUGAUUGCUGAAGAAGGAACUGAGAUUCUCCAAGAUUCCCAAAACAAAACCAACAUUCAACUUUCUGGAGAAACAGUGAAGGUGUUUCCCAGUAGUAGAACACCCAAGGCUGGAACUGUGGCCACAACUGCAGGUGAAAUUAAGUUAGAAGGUGCUACACUGUGGCCACAUUCUACUUCUGCUUCUGCAAUUUAUGAAGUUGAGGCAGAUGUCCUGCCUCAGCCCAGCCCACAGCCUUCUGAGAGGCCCACCAUUUCUUCAUCUCUGGAAAUAAACCCUGAAACACAAGCAAGUUUGAUCAGAGGGGAGGAUCUCACAGUAGCAACAUCAGAGCAGCAAGUAUCACCAAGAGUUCUUGAUUACAGUAAUCAGCCAACAGUAAGCAUUGCAGAGUUAAAUACUGAGCUUGCAACACCAUCAUUUUCCCUUCUGGAAACUUCUAAUGAAACCAGUUUCCUGAUUGGCAUUAAUGAAGAGUCAGUGGAAGGCACAGCAGUCUAUUUACCAGGACCUGAUCGUUGCAAAACAAACCCGUGCCUUAAUGGAGGCACCUGUUAUCCUACUGAAACUUCCUAUGUAUGUACCUGUGUGCCAGGAUUCAGUGGCGACCAGUGUGAACUUGAUUUUGAUGAAUGUCAUUCUAACCCCUGUCGCAAUGGAGCCACAUGUGUUGAUGGUUUUAAUACAUUCAGGUGCCUCUGCCUUCCAAGCUAUGUUGGUGCACUUUGUGAACAAGACACAGAGACGUGUGACUAUGGCUGGCACAAAUUCCAAGGGCAGUGCUACAAAUACUUCGCCCAUCGGCGCACAUGGGACGCAGCUGAACGGGAAUGCCGCCUGCAGGGCGCGCAUCUUACAAGCAUCCUGUCUCAUGAGGAACAGAUGUUUGUGAACCGUGUGGGCCAUGAUUAUCAGUGGAUAGGCCUCAAUGACAAGAUGUUUGAACAUGACUUCCGUUGGACCGAUGGCAGCACACUGCAAUAUGAGAACUGGAGGCCCAAUCAGCCAGACAGCUUCUUUUCUGCUGGAGAAGAUUGUGUUGUAAUCAUUUGGCAUGAGAAUGGCCAGUGGAAUGAUGUUCCCUGCAAUUAUCAUCUCACCUAUACCUGCAAGAAAGGAACAGUUGCUUGCGGCCAGCCCCCUGUUGUAGAAAAUGCCAAGACCUUUGGAAAGAUGAAACCUCGUUAUGAAAUCAACUCCCUGAUUAGAUAUCACUGCAAAGAUGGUUUCAUUCAGCGCCACCUUCCAACUAUCCGUUGCCUAGGAAACGGAAGAUGGGCUAUGCCUAAAAUUACCUGCAUGAACCCAUCUGCAUACCAAAGGACUUACUCUAAGAAAUACUUUAAAAAUUCCUCAUCAGCAAAGGACAAUUCAGUAAAUACAUCAAAACAUGAUCACCGUUGGAGCCGGAGGUGGCAGGAGUCCAGGCGCUGAUCCCUAAAAUGGCGAACAUGUGUUUUCAUCUUUUCAGCCAAAGUCCUAACUUCCUGUGCCUUUCCUAUCACCUCGAGAAGUAUUAUCAGUUGGUUUGGAUUUUUGGACCACUGUCCAGUCGGUUGGGGUUGCUGCGCUCCCAAAACAUUUUAAAUGAAAGUAUUGGCAUUCAAAAAGAAAGCUAACAACAUGAAAGAAAGUGAGGGCAGAAAGUAACCGUUUCCAGCCUAUCUAAUUUCUUUAGUUUUCUCUCUGCCUCCAGUGCAGACCAUUUUAUAAUGUAUACCAGCAUACCAUACUAUUUAAAAAGCUCAAUUUCAGCACCAAUGGCAAUGUAAAUAAGAUGAUUUAAUGUUGAUUUUAAUCCUGUAUAUAAAAUAAAAAAGUCACACUGAGUUUGGGCAUAUUUAAUGAUGAUUAUGGAGCCUCAGAGGUCUUUAAUCAUUGGUUUGGCUGCUUUUUGUAGUUUGUUUAGGCUGGAAAUGGUUUCAUUUGCUCUUUGUCAGCAAGACUGAGGACGGCUUUUCCUAGACAGCGAUCAAACACAAGGUCUUAUAGGUCACUGCACCAUGUCACCCCGGAGUGCAGUUUGCUUCUGUGUGAUGCCAAGGCCCAGCUAACAGGAUCCCGACGGAACUAGGGACUGCCCCGUGGAACUCCUCUUUGCUGCAUUCCUUUUUCUUCACUUACAAGAAAGGCCUGAAUGGAGGACUUUUCUAGGACCAGGCGCAUUUUUUAGGGGUCAAAGUGCUAAUUAUUAACUCAACCAGGUCUCCUUUUUAAUGGCUUUCAUAACACUAACUUGCAAGGUUACGGAUCAACUCAUUUCAAAUGGAUACAGACCUAAGGGUUCGGGGGGGAGGGGGGAUUGUUAAAACAACAACACACGUUCAAAGAAAGAAAUUUUGUAUAUAUAACCAUUUUAAUCUUUUAUAAAGUUUUGAAUGUUCAUGUAUGAAUGCUGCAGCUGUGAAGCAUACAUAAAUAAAUGAAGUAAGCCAUACUGAUUUAAUUUAUUUGGACGUUAUUUUCCCCCAAACCUGAAAAUUGACCUUAGUGUGCUAGUUAUUUUUCAGUGUUAACCUUUAUGCUUCCCUCACACAGUUUGGGGCCAUAUAAUCUAGGUAUUUUGUCCCUGAUUAAAUAAUGUGAUGAGUAGAAUGCAUCCAGUGUUUGUUAUUGAAAAGAGUGAAAAAUGUAUAGCUUACGGCCAAUGGAGUUUGCCCCUUCUAAGCAAGGAGCUACAGAGAGAGCGUGGGCAUUUCUUCUUGUUAGGUGGAGCAUACCUGUUGACAUUUCUCCCUGCUUCUUCCCACUGUGUUUUCUGCCCUUUAUUUGAAUAAAGUGACUGCUGAAGAUGAAUUUGAAUCAUUAUCCACUUAAUUUAAUGUCUAAAGAAAAGCCUGUAGUGGAAAGAAGAUAUUUAAGAGCCAUUCCCUGAUUUCAGUUAAAUCCGCCUUGGGAAGAGUAGACAACAAGUAAAAUGCAAACCGAGCAGACCCAACAUGGAUUUUUUUUCGCAAACCCUCCUUUGGCUUGGAAGGAACACCAGUAGCUGCCAUCAUCCUCCGUGUCUUUAAAUAAGGUUCCUUGGUUGCAUCACUAAGUGUAAUCCACCUUUAGGGGUUCCGGAGCACAGAACGACACUGUGUUGACCUGUUAGGUUUUAAUUUUUCUCUUUUAUUUCAAUGCACACAAUACGUUCCUGUAUUUAUAUUAUAACAUGUAUAGUGUAAAAUGUGAAUGGCUGUUAUUGGGUUUUUUUUUUGUGUGUGUGUGAAUGAAAACCUAAAAUCUUUGUAACUUUUUAUACCUGCUUUUGUUUCGCCAAAGAAACCUAAAAUCCUUCUCUUA
Messenger RNA from Hyaena hyaena (striped hyena), 12352 nucleotides. It is a transcript of the gene VCAN, whose product is annotated as versican. Lineage: Eukaryota; Metazoa; Chordata; Mammalia; Carnivora; Hyaenidae. Gene Ontology annotation, molecular function: hyaluronic acid binding; calcium ion binding. The coding region runs from base 272 to 10498 and encodes 3408 amino acids. The transcript has 15 exons. The record is from RefSeq and is a predicted model, not a curated record. Gene Ontology annotation, biological process: cell adhesion.